Molecule: messenger RNA, 468 nt
Organism: Hemisphaericaspora subhashii
Lineage: Eukaryota; Fungi; Ascomycota; Pichiomycetes; Serinales; Debaryomycetaceae
Gene: RPL24A
Product: 60S ribosomal protein eL24
Exons: 1
Coding region: 1-468 (155 amino acids)
Biological process (GO): cytoplasmic translation
Cellular component (GO): cytosolic large ribosomal subunit
Molecular function (GO): mRNA binding; structural constituent of ribosome
Source: RefSeq, a predicted model, not a curated record
AUGAAGAUUGAAAUUGAUUCCUUUUCAGGUUCUAAAAUCUACCCAGGUAGAGGUACUUUAUUCGUCAGAGGUGACUCCAAGGUUUUCAGAUUCCAAUCCUCUAAGUCUGCUUCUUUAUUCCACCAAAGAAAGAACCCAAGAAGAAUCUCUUGGACCGUCUUAUACAGAAGACACCACAAGAAGGGUAUUUCUGAAGAAGCUGCCAAGAAGAGAACCAGAAAGACCAUCAAGCACCAAAGAGCUAUUGUCGGUGCUUCUUUAGAAUUAAUCAGAGAAAGAAGAAACCAAAAGCCAGCUGACAGAAAGGCUGCUAGAGAAGCUAAAUUAGCUAAGGAUAAGGAAUCCAAGAAGGCUGCUAAGGCUGCUAGAAAGGCUGACAAGGCCAAGUUAGCUGCUUCUGGUGCUAACAUUGUCUCCAAGCAACAAUCCAAGGGUGCUUUCCAAAAAGUUCACGCUACCUCCCGUUAA